Oncorhynchus mykiss (rainbow trout) is the source of this 4444-nucleotide messenger RNA. NCBI's taxonomy places the organism in Eukaryota, Metazoa, Chordata, Actinopteri, Salmoniformes, Salmonidae. The record is from RefSeq and is a predicted model, not a curated record.
AAAAAAUAGCUAACGAAUCUAUGUUCCGGCUAUAAGCGGUCAUUCUGCGACAUUUCCUAUUGCUCCUCUGUACCAAGAGGCAAAUUUAAAGCGGAUAUUUAUCUGAGGAAGGCGAUACAGUGGCUCUAGUAAAAAAGGAGACGGGGCCUUCUGCUGCAGUGAUGGAACAGCCAGGCCGUGAUCCAGAGGAUAACAACACCACUGCCCAAGUGGAGAGCAGUGAGAGAGGCUCUGAAGAGGAAGAUGCUCAGGCAGAGCAGAGAACCGCAGAUAUAGAUACUCCUGCAGAGCAGAGCAACCAGAACCAGGAUUCCUCUUUACCCCCAAAUACAUCAAGUGGUCAGGGGAGCCAGAACUUGGAGGAUCUUGAUACCGAAGCUCUAGUAAAAAAGGAGACGGGGCCUUCUGCUGCAGUAAUGGAACAGCCAGGUCGUGAUCCAGAGGAGAACAACACCACUGCCCAAGUGGAGAGCAGUGAGAGAGGCUCUACAGAGAAAGAUGCUCAGGUAGAGCAGAGAACCGCAGAUAUAGAUACUCCUGCAGAGCAGAGCAACCAGAACCAGGAUUCCUCUUUACCCCCAAAUACAUCAAGUGGUCAGGGGAGCAAGAACUUGGAGGAUCUUGAUACUGAAGCUCUAGUAAAAAAGGAGACGGGGCCUUCUGCUGCAGUAAUGGAACAGCCAGGUCGUGAUCCAGAGGAUAACAACACCACUGCCCAAGUGGAGAGCAGUGAGAGAGGCUCUACAGAGGAAGAUGCUCAGGUAGAGCAGACAACCGCAGAUAUAGAUACUCCUGCAGAGCAGAGCAACCAGAACCAGGAUUCCUCUUUACCCCCAAAUACAUCAAGUGGUCAGGGGAGCCAGAACUUGGGGGAUCUUGAUACCGAAGCUCUAGUAAAAAAUGAGACGGGGCCUUCUGCUGCAGUGAUGGAACAGCCAGGCCGUGAUCCAGAGGAGAACAACACCACUGCCCAAGUGGAGAGCAGUGAGAGAGGCUCUACAGAGGAAGAUGCUCAGGUAGAGCAGACAACCGCAGAUAUAGAUACUCCUGCAGAGCAGAGCAACCAGAACCAGGAUUCCUCUUUACCCCCAAAUACAUCAAGUGGUCAGGGGAGCCAUAACUUGGAGGAUCUUGAUAUCGAAGCUCUAGUAAAAAAGGAGACGGGGCCUUCUGCUGCAGUAAUGGAACAGCCAGGUCGUGAUCCAGAGGAGAACAACACCACUGCCCAAGUGGAGAGCAGUGAGAGAGGCUCUACAGAGGAAGAUGCUCAGGUAGAGCAGACAACCGCAGAUAUAGAUACUCCUGCAGAGCAGAGCAACCAGAACCAGGAUUCCUCUUUACCCCCAAAUACAUCAAGUGGUCAGGGGAGCCAUAACUUGGAGGAUCUUGAUACCGAAGCUCUAGUAAAAAAGGAGACGGGGCCUUCUGCUGCAGUAAUGGAACAGCCAGGUCGUGAUCCAGAGGAGAACAACACCACUGCCCAAGUGGAGAGCAGUGAGAGAGGCUCUACAGAGGAAGAUGCUCAGGUAGAGCAGACAACCGCAGAUAUAGAUACUCCUGCAGAGCAGAGCAACCAGAACCAGGAUUCCUCUUUACCCCCAAAUACAUCAAGUGGUCAGGGGAGCCAUAACUUGGAGGAUCUUGAUACCGAAGCUCUAGUAAAAAAGGAGACGGGGCCUUCUGCUGCAGUAAUGGAACAGCCAGGUCGUGAUCCAGAGGAGAACAACACCACUGCCCAAGUGGAGAGCAGUGAGAGAGGCUCUACAGAGGAAGAUGCUCAGGUAGAGCAGACAACCGCAGAUAUAGAUACUCCUGCAGAGCAGAGCAACCAGAACCAGGAUUCCUCUUUACCCCCAAAUACAUCAAGUGGUCAGGGGAGCCAUAACUUGGAGGAUCUUGAUACCGAAGCUCUAGUAAAAAAGGAGACGGGGCCUUCUGCUGCAGUAAUGGAACAGCCAGGUCGUGAUCCAGAGGAGAACAACACCACUGCCCAAGUGGAGAGCAGUGAGAGAGGCUCUACAGAGGAAGAUGCUCAGGUAGAGCAGACAACCGCAGAUAUAGAUACUCCUGCAGAGCAGAGCAACCAGAACCAGGAUUCCUCUUUACCCCCAAAUACAUCAAGUGGUCAGGGGAGCCAUAACUUGGAGGAUCUUGAUACCGAAGCUCUAGUAAAAAAGGAGACGGGGCCUUCUGCUGCAGUAAUGGAACAGCCAGGUCGUGAUCCAGAGGAGAACAACACCACUGCCCAAGUGGAGAGCAGUGAGAGAGGCUCUACAGAGGAAGAUGCUCAGGUAGAGCAGACAACCGCAGAUAUAGAUACUCCUGCAGAGCAGAGCAACCAGAACCAGGAUUCCUCUUUACCCCCAAAUACAUCAAGUGGUCAGGGGAGCCAUAACUUGGAGGAUCUUGAUACCGAAGCUCUAGUAAAAAAGGAGACGGGGCCUUCUGCUGCAGUAAUGGAACAGCCAGGUCGUGAUCCAGAGGAGAACAACACCACUGCCCAAGUGGAGAGCAGUGAGAGAGGCUCUACAGAGGAAGAUGCUCAGGUAGAGCAGACAACCGCAGAUAUAGAUACUCCUGCAGAGCAGAGCAACCAGAACCAGGAUUCCUCUUUACCCCCAAAUACAUCAAGUGGUCAGGGGAGCCAUAACUUGGAGGAUCUUGAUACCGAAGCUCUAGUAAAAAAGGAGACGGGGCCUUCUGCUGCAGUAAUGGAACAGCCAGGUCGUGAUCCAGAGGAGAACAACACCACUGCCCAAGUGGAGAGCAGUGAGAGAGGCUCUACAGAGGAAGAUGCUCAGGUAGAGCAGACAACCGCAGAUAUAGAUACUCCUGCAGAGCAGAGCAACCAGAACCAGGAUUCCUCUUUACCCCCAAAUACAUCAAGUGGUCAGGGGAGCCAUAACUUGGAGGAUCUUGAUACCGAAGCUCUAGUAAAAAAGGAGACUGGGCCUUCUGCUGCAGUGAUGGAACAGCCAGGUCGUGAUCCAGAGGAGAACAACACCACUGCCCAAGUGAAGAGCAGUGAGAGAGGCUCUGAAGAGGAAGAUAAGGAUGGAGCUGUAGAGCCCCAGAUUCCACUCCUCAUCACAGACCAGAGGGCUACUAAAGAACGUGAAUACCACUGCCACUUCCUUUCUGUUUUCAUUGGUUAUGCGAAAAUUCCGAUGCUCCUUGUAGGCCUUGUAGUGUUGCUGCUGGCUGUGGCUGUGAGCUUCAUCCCUAAGUCUCUCCCUGAGAACACAGUGUUCAACCGAACAGAGACCUUCCACAGAGCGUUGAAGAAGGUGGAGGUGGCUUUCCCUGGGCAGCGCUCUGAGCUGUGGAGGAGGAGCAGGAUCCACCUGGAGAGGCACCUCCAGACGACCCGGCCCACGGAGCCAGUCAGCCUGAUGCUGACAGCAGGCCGCAGGGGGGAGAAGACGCUGCACUGCCUUGCCCUGCAGCUAGCCUCCGCCUUCUCCUCUGCCUUCAACACCUCGUCCAUCCUCCACAUCGACGGGGCCAGCAAGGCUGGCCAGGACAGCGACCAGGUCAAGCUGGACAUCGACACCCAGCUGGGGGAAGCCUUCGAGGGGGACCAGCCCGUAGCCGUCAUCCACCGCUUCGAGGAGCUGCCCCCAGGUUCCACGAUCAUAUUCUACCGCUACUGUGACCACGAGAACGCAGCCUACAAAGAGGCCUUGCUCAUCUUCACCGUGCUGCUGGGGGGUGAGGAGGAGCUGCCGGCCAGCCUGGGACUGAGUGCCGUGGAGGAGAUGGUGGAUGACCACCUGCAGGACAAGUUCCUCUUCUCUGACCAGCCGGCCGCCUUUGACUUGAUGGACCUGGACAAGUUUAGUGGUCUGUGGAGCCGCAUCUCCCACCUGGUUCUGCCAGUGGCAGCAGAGGAGAGGAUAGAGCAGAGGGGCUGUGUCACAGUUCCAUAGGGAGUUGAGCAGGAAGACUGGCACCCAAACAAACCUUCUAAUACUCCAAUCAAUCAACUAUAUGAAACUUUCAUCAUCAUCAGUUGUGAUGUUUUAAUGGUCACAGCGCACAGGGACGUGAAUAGAACAGCAAUGGUUGACCACUUGCCACUUUAUAAGUUUAUAAGUCUACUACAAAAGGCAGAGACAAGAAGGAGAAAAGAAAACACACCCAGAGAGACAUUGCAGUAAUGUAGUAAUUAGUGAUCAGGGAGACACUGCAGGGUGUGUAUUGUAUGUACAGCAUGAAUGAGAUUGGGUUAAUAAUGAAGGAUGUGAUUAUUAUGAGUCUGUUUACUCUCAUAUUUUAAUGAUCCUAUCUAUAUAUGUCUAUCGAAGAGGUGUGUGUGUGUGUGUGUGUGUUUUGAUGUAACCAGGGGUUUACUUUGUCAAGAUUACCCAGAUUGCCUCACCUGUCAAGGACUUUGGCGAGAACAAUGUGCCUUAAAUGGAAAUAAUAAAAUAUGGGGAAUGUG